Molecule: messenger RNA, 865 nt
Organism: Tilletiaria anomala UBC 951
Lineage: Eukaryota; Fungi; Basidiomycota; Exobasidiomycetes; Georgefischeriales; Tilletiariaceae
Exons: 2
Coding region: 92-589 (165 amino acids)
Source: RefSeq, a predicted model, not a curated record
GCUCGCUCGCGCAUGCAACGCAGGCACGCCACUUUGGUCAGAGACCCCCUUUGCUCACGUCAAUGUCGGUAACUUGAAACUUCCAUCCACAAUGAAAUCAGAAUCGCAAAACUUUUGUUCCUCGUCCCAUUCUCGCGAACCCAAACUACCAAUGAUGAAGCUUAAGAAAAAGGAAAGCCCCUCGAUCCCCCACACCCUGCAUUUCCGGCCUUUUCAACUGCUCACAAGACAGCAUCAAAAAAGCUGUGCUCUCCCACCCACUCCUUGCAGCAGUGGAUCCAAAGGUCUCCCCGCGCAGCAACGAUUGAACGCAGCAAACGUAAGCAUCUUUCCGGUCUCACUCAAUCAAUACCUUUUUCCGCUCCAACUCCACCUUACGUCUUCGACUCGUCCACGCCAGACUCGUCGCCUGUUGCACUUCCUUGUACCCUUCCUUCUUGCGUUCUGUCGUCCUUCCGCUCCGCUUCGUUUCCGCCGCUGCGCUACACCACACCACUGCGUCAACAUCGCAGGCAUACCACAAUCUUCCACCCAUCCCCAUCUGGAGAGAAAAAGUCACAUUGCUGGCAAAUGCAAGUAUGGCACGUAACCCGCACUUUCCAUCUUUUGCUGGCCCAUCCGCACAUUGCAGGAAAUGCCAGGACCAUCAAGGCCACCCGGUUGCGAAGGAGCCGAACGCGGGAAACGCGCAGGUGUGCUUUGCAAAGUGGAUUAUCAACCGCGAACGGUCGUAUCCGCUGAGAGCAUGCGAGCUGCAAGUAGGAGGGAUGCGCGAAGCUGCGAUGCGCUUUAGAGCAAUGCGAUGGGAUUGCUUUUCUUUUCCUUCCUGGCUCCUCUGAUGGUCUUCAAUUUUUCAAUUUGCAAA